AUAUAAGCUUAUAAGAAAAUAUCAGGAAAUGAUAAUGUUUUUUUCCAUUUCUGGUGUAAUCUUAGGUGUCAGUAUCAUAUUUUUCCUAUUUUCCUUUGAAGGAUCUUUUCAACAUAGAUAUCCUCGUUUGGUCACUUUGGUUAUAUCUGGGGGUCUUACCUUCACACAUGUUACUAUUGCAGGACAGCUAAUUGAAGAAGUGGGUUUAACAUUUAUUGAAAUUUUAUCAGCUACUGAAUGGUACUGCUGGAAUAUUCAAAAUCGGAAAACUUUUGCCUUACUUUUGCAAAAUGCACAAAAAAUCUUUAAAGUGCAAUUCUCAGAAAACAUAUCGGUUAACUAUGAGCUAGGCAUCUCGAUUGGCAAAUCGAUUUAUUCCAUGGUGUCUGUCUUGGCGCAGCUUAGGAAUAAAUAGGAAGUUUGCUGAAAAUUUUUCCAGUUUUCAAAACUCCUGUAAAAUACAUAAAUCUUACUUUUAGCAUUUGAAAAAAAAGUUUCAUGAACCGCUGAUUCAGUAGUUUGUUUAAAGCACAAACUUUUUGAAAAAAUUGUCAAAAUUGAAACACCAAUAUUUAUGCACAUUUGUUGUAAAUUUAUUAUAAAGCACUUGUUAUAGCACAUAGUAUUGAAACAAUUUUUAAUACCUCGU
This is a messenger RNA of Tribolium madens (black flour beetle), 649 nucleotides long. RefSeq lists its product as uncharacterized. Lineage: Eukaryota; Metazoa; Arthropoda; Insecta; Coleoptera; Tenebrionidae. Gene Ontology annotation, cellular component: plasma membrane. Gene Ontology annotation, biological process: detection of chemical stimulus involved in sensory perception of smell; sensory perception of smell. Bases 29 to 415 code for a protein of 128 amino acids. Gene Ontology annotation, molecular function: olfactory receptor activity; odorant binding. The transcript is spliced from 4 exons. The record is from RefSeq and is a predicted model, not a curated record.